Tauraco erythrolophus (red-crested turaco) is the source of this 1163-nucleotide messenger RNA. The record is from RefSeq and is a predicted model, not a curated record. NCBI's taxonomy places the organism in Eukaryota, Metazoa, Chordata, Aves, Musophagiformes, Musophagidae.
UUGGGCGAGGAGGUGGCCCAGUACGAUGGCGCGUACAAGAUCUCCAGGGGUCUCUGGAAGAAGUACGGGGACAAGAGGGUGAUCGACACCCCGAUAUCAGAGAUGGGCUUCACGGGAAUUGCUGUUGGGGCUGCAAUGGCAGGGUUGAGACCAGUGUGUGAAUUCAUGACAUUCAACUUCUCCAUGCAAGCGAUCGAUCAGGUUAUAAACUCGGCUGCCAAGACCUGUUACAUGUCUGCAGGAUCAAUUGCUGUUCCCAUUGUCUUCCGGGGCCCCAACGGGGCAUCAGCUGGAGUCGCUGCCCAGCACUCACAGUGCUUCGCGGCUUGGUACGGGCACUGCCCAGGGCUGAAAGUUGUUAGUCCUUGGAGCUCAGAAGAUGCCAAAGGUCUGCUGAAAGCAUCAAUCCGGGACGAUAAUCCAGUUGUGAUGCUGGAAAAUGAAUUACUGUAUGGUGUUCCCUUUGAAAUGUCAGAACAGGCACAGUCAAAAGAUUUUGUUGUUCCAAUUGGAAAAGCUAAAAUAGAAAGGCAAGGAACUCAUGUUACGUUAGUGUCACACUCAAGACCUGUUGGACACUGUUUGGAAGCAGCUGUUGUACUUGCCAAAGAAGGCGUGGAGUGUGAGGUUAUAAAUCUGCGUACCAUUCGACCAAUGGAUAUUGAAACAGUGGAAGCUAGCGUUGUGAAGACAAACCAUCUUGUAACUGUAGAAGGAGGUUGGCCACAAUUUGGAGUAGGAGCUGAAAUCUGUGCCAGGAUCAUGGAAGGAUCUGCCUUUAACUACUUGGAUGCUCCAGCUGUGCGUGUUACUGGUGCAGAUGUUCCUAUGCCUUAUGCAAAAAUUCUAGAAGAUAACUGCAUACCUCAAGUGAAGGAUAUAAUAUUUGCAGUGAAGAAAACUUUGAAUAUCUGAGUUGUAAAUACACGUUUUAAAGUCCUGCUUUAAAAAGUAUCAAUGGUGUAGGGCAAGUUGUAUGCAUAACUUUGUUGUAUAGCUUCAUGAACUUUUGUACAGUGGAGAAAGUAUCGCCACCUCCCAGAAUAUUUAUAUGGGGUUACCCUCUAAGCCACACUUCGUGUAAGCAACAUGUUAAUGUAUGUUUGUUCAGCAGUACAGGUGGGCAAGUGCUAUUGUAUGUGGAGAAAUCUGAUCCUAAAUUC